CAAUAGUGCCCUUUGUUCUCUUAACAGACCAUACCAAUGGCUUCUCGUUUCCAGGCGGUAACAUUGGUGGACUCACCAUCGUAUCCUAACUCCAUCGCCUGGUCCGACGAGAACCUAAUUGCCGUGGCAUCCGGUCACUUGGUCACCAUUCUGAAUCCGGCAUUGCCCUUUGGACCUCGAGGCCUGAUCAGUAUAAACAGGAGUGAACCUUAUCCCAUUGGGGCGGUAAAAAGAGAAGAUCUAGCAUCUGGCUGUUUGUUACCCACCACUUUAAAUCGGGAUCCUCGUCCUUCUGUUCGAUCAGUUUCAUGGUCUAAUCUUGGAAUGGCUCCCAACUCUGGGUGCUUUCUGGCUGUUUGCACCACAGAAGGGCGUGUAAAGCUCUAUCGUCCUCCCUUUUGUGAUUUUUGUGCUGAAUGGAUAGAGGUUUUGGAUUUAACUGAUAGGCUUUAUGAUUAUCUUGCAAGUAUUAGUUUCGAGGAUCCUGAUAUUCCUCCCUCAGAAAUUUCUAAUGAGCCAGUGACAAAUCAUGGUUAUGUUGAUGAUCCUACAGAUUCUGUUUCUGUGAAGGAACAGAAACGCAGAAAGGUGAAUAACUUUGGUGUUAGGAAUGCUGGCUUGGAAACUUCUUGUGACCAAAUAUCACAUGGCCCCAGCCCUUCCCUUGAAUUGGAGGGGCAGGGUCCUCCCAAGGGGAGGUGCACGAAAUCUGGCGGACGAAAAAGUUCACAUCAGAUAGUUCCUGCUACCAGAGGUAGAGGAAGAUCUGCCAAAAAACCACCUGAAGUUUGUAUCCUACCUUUGAUAACAGCAGAUCAAUAUGCUUCACGCAGUGCAAUGCUAUCAUCACUUGUUGUUGCCUGGUCUCCCCUGCUUAAAUUAUCAUCUAGAAUUUGUGGGGCUCCUGAAAUUAAUUCAUCCAUCCGCUUCUCUCUGCUAGCGGUUGGUUCAAAAUCUGGUAAAAUUUCAUUCUGGAGAAUCAAUGUACCUGAGUACUACUCUAUUGAGCAAAGUUUGGCCCCUACCAGAGUGGAGCUCAUUGGGAUCCUUAAGGCACACAGUUCCUGGGUCACUGCAAUAAGUUGUGCCUUGCUUGCUUCUGAUUCUUCUACUCCUCAAGUUUUAUUAGCUACUGGAAGUUCUGACGGAGCAUUAAAGUUUCUUCUAUUGAUGGGUAUCACCGUGUCGGAACAUGCUUUUGGAGAUGAGAUACAAGACAUGGGAGGAGUUUUAAAGUCAACAGAAGUUAAUAAUGCUCCAUUUUAUCCAUUGAAGGAGAUUGUAAAUAUUUAUGCUGUCCCAGUCUCGGUGCUUUCUCUUAUGCCCACUCAGUCACUUCAUAAAAUGCUCUUAGCGGUGGGGAGAACAUCUGGAGCUAUUGAAGUAUGGAGGGAUACAUCUGUGAAAACAUUUGAUAAAGCUGGACCAUAUGAUGCUCAUGACCAAGUUGUUACUGGUUUAGCUUGGGCUUUUGAUGGAUGUUUUUUGUACAGCUGCAGCCAGGAUAAUUUUGUUCGUAGCUGGAGUUUACGUGGAAGUUCCCUGAGUGAAAUGCCCAUUCCUUCAAGUUCUCCUGGGCUGAGGAGCGUCAGUGAUAUGCCGGAUGUGUUUAUUUCAUGCCUUGGUCUGGUGGUAUCACCAAGUAAUCUUGCAGUAGCCAUGGUUCGCAGUUUUGAUGUUAAUCAGUUGGACCACAUGUAUGAGGCGAGGCUUCAGAAGGCUGCCGUUGAAUUUUUCUGGAUUGGUGGGCACCAAAAGGAUAUUCUGUCAAACACUUCCCUGGAAUUUGACAUUGAACCCCCUGGUUUUACAGAAAAAGAACUUGUUUAUUGGGAAUCCAAUAUUUUGUGGUCCUUAAAGCAAUAUGAACAUUGGGAUAAGCCUUUGGUUAUUUGGGAUAUUGUAGCAGCAUUAUUGGCCUUCAAGUGGUCUGCACCUGAUUAUGUUGACCAUGUUCUGGUUAAGUGGCUUUCAUCCUCAUAUGUGGAUGUUCAUGUGGAACGUUCUAUUGGAAAGGUUCUGCCACAUGUCUGUAAAAGUUUUUGUAAAGCUGCUUCACGCCAGUUGCACCUCCUAAACAUCAUUUGCCGACAAGUAAUACUGCCGGAGUUGAAGGCAGAUGAAAUAAAUAGCAACUUGUUGAACUUUACAGUAGAUAAUCCCAAUUUUGCUCAAGAUAAGCAACAUAAGUUAUGGAUGGACUUACUUUCAAGAAGUGAAAAAGAACUGCGAGAGAGACUUGUGGGUUUUAGUUUUUCUGCUUAUAGAAGUUUCGCAUCCAACUCAGCCACCACUUCUUCUGAGCCUGGAUAUUGGUAUCCUUUUGGUAUGGCACAAAUGGAGCAGUGGGUUGCAAAUAAUAAUCAUCAAGUACACGACCAACUAAAAGUUGUGGCAACAGAGAUUAAAACCUGCAAAAGGUCUCGCUGCAUCGAACUUGCAGAAGAAGAUAAAGAGCAAUGUAGCUAUUGCUCAGCACCAGUUCCUUUUGAAUCCCCAGAAUUUGGGGUGUGCAGGGGAAUGGAGAGCAAUGGUAGCAGUGGGCAGAAGCAUAAGUUAGCAAGGUGUGCUGUUACAAUGCAGGUUUGCCCAAUCACACCUUUAUGGCUGUGCAAGUGUUGUCAAAGAUGGAUUUCCAAACUUGCACCGGAGUCACUAUUUAAGAUGCCCCAGCAACAUUGUCUAGAUUAUAAAUUUUCACCUGAGCCGUCUUCUAUAAAAGUAGCCUCCAAACCACAAUGUCCCUUUUGCGGGAUAUUGCUACAGAGAUCACAACCCGAAUUUCUUCUUUCCCCACUACCUGUGUAAUCUUGAGUCUUCACCUGUAUAUUCGCUUAGAUCUCAUUUCACUUGAAUUUAUGCAAAAUAUAACUCUCUGAGCCUCAGUAAUAAUCUAAAUAAUUGAUAUCUGCUGUCGCUUGCUUGUUUUAACCGAAAAGAAAA
Messenger RNA from Gossypium arboreum, 2943 nucleotides. RefSeq lists its product as uncharacterized. NCBI's taxonomy places the organism in Eukaryota, Viridiplantae, Streptophyta, Magnoliopsida, Malvales, Malvaceae. Gene Ontology annotation, molecular function: protein binding; histone acetyltransferase activity. The record is from RefSeq and is a predicted model, not a curated record. Gene Ontology annotation, biological process: transcription initiation at RNA polymerase III promoter. Gene Ontology annotation, cellular component: transcription factor TFIIIC complex.